UUCCUUCCUCUCCCUACCCCACCCUUCCUUCCUCCCUGUGCCCUCUCUCCCACUCUGUCGCAGUCGACACUCCGGCGUCCCUGGACAACACUGCUGGGCUGGGUUGUUCCCUUGAAGGAGCGUCUCACUGUGUUGCCGCCCUCCUUAUCUCUGGUGACAGGCGCUCCGCUCUCCAGUUUCUCUCUGCUGGACCCGUCACCAUCCCAGCCCGGGCGAACUGAGGCGGCCGAUCGCAGGAUCCAGCAGGAGUCCACCACCUGGGCUCCGGUCACCAUUACGGAGCGAGUGAGUGUCCGCAGCCGGUUAACCGAUCACCGUCACGGAGCGAGUGAGUGUCCGCAGCCGGUUAACCGAUCACCGUCACGGAGCGAGUGAGUGUCCGCAGCCGGUUAACCGAUCACCGUCACGGAGCGAGUGAGUGUCCGCAGCCGGUUAACCGAUCACCGUCACGGAGCGAGUGAGUGUCCGCAGCCGGUUAACCGAUCACCGUCACGGAGCGAGUGAGUGUCCGCAGCCGGUUAACCGAUCACCGUCACGGAGCGAGUGAGUGUCCGCAGCCGGUUAACCGAUCACCGUCACGGAGCGAGUGAGUGUCCGCAGCCGGUUAACCGAUCACCGUCACGGAGCGAGUGAGUGUCCGCAGCCGGUUAACCGAUCACCGUCACGGAGCGAGUGAGUGUCCGCAGCCGGUUAACCGAUCACCGUCACGGAGCGAGUGAGUGUCUGCAGCCGGUUAACCGAUCACCGUCACGGAGCGAGGAUGAAGCCCUUCCUGAUUGCGCUGCUGCUUUCUGCGUUAGUCGGAGGAAGCCAGGCCAGCGACUGUGGUCCUCCACCAGACCUGGAGAAUGCGAUCUACACUGCAUCAGGCUACGCAAUUGGGAACUGGGUACACUACGCCUGUGAUGAAGGCUAUAUUCUGUAUGGGAGAAACAGGAUACUGUGCACGAGAAAGGGAUGGUCCAAAACUACUAUGUCUUGUCAGAAAAUAGAGGAUCCACCGUCAAUCAACAAUGGCACUGUGACUGAGGGAGAGGAGCGGAUGCAUGAGGACAAGGAGGAUCAUCCCAAUGGCGAAGAAAUAGAGGAUCCACCGUCAAUCAACAAUGGCACUGUGUCUGAGGGAGAGGAGCGGACGUACGAGGACAAGGAGGAUCAUCCCAAUGGCGAAGAAAUAAAGGAUCCACCGUCAAUCAACAACGGCACUGUGUCUGAGGGAGAGGAGCGGAUGCAUGAGGACAAGGAGGAUCAUCCCAAUGGCGAAGGUAAUAUCGUGACCGAUCAAGCGACUACUCACAGGAUGGGUACCGGGGCCUGGAGUCACCCACCUCCAAGCAGUACAGAAAUAAAGGAUCCACCGUCAAUCAACAACGGCACUGUGACUGAGGGAGAGGAGCGGAUGCACGAGGACAAGGAGGAUCAUCCCAAUGGCGAAGAAAUAGAGGAUCCACCGUCAAUCAACAAUGGCACUGUGUCUGAGGGAGAGGAGCGGAUGCACGAGGACAAGGAGGAUCAUCCAAAUGGCGGUAAUAUCGUGACCGAUCAAGCGACUACUCACCGGAUGGGUACCGGGGCCUGGAGUCACCCACCUCCAAGCAGUACAGAAAUAAAGGAUCCACCGUCAAUCAACAAUGGCACUGUGACUGAGGGAGAGGAGCGGAUGCUCGUGGACAAGGAGGAUCAUCCCAAUGGCGAAGGUAAUAUCGUGACCGAUCAAGCGACUACUCACAGGAUGGGUACCGGGGCCUGGAGUCACCCACCUCCAAGCAGUACAGAAAUAAAGGAUCCACCGUCAAUCAACAAUGGCACUGUGACUGAGGGAGAGGAGCGGAUGCUCGUGGACAAGGAGGAUCAUCCCAAUGGCGAAGGUAAUAUCGUGACCGAUCAAGCGACUACUCACAGGAUGGGUACCGGGGCCUGGAGUCACCCACCUCCAAGCAGUACAGAAAUAAAGGAUCCACCGUCAAUCAACAAUGGCACUGUGACUGAGGGAGAGGAGCGGAUGCUCGUGGACAAGGAGGAUCAUCCCAAUGGCGAAGGUAAUAUCGUGACCGAUCAAGCGACUACUCACAGGAUGGGUACCGGGGCCUGGAGUCACCCACCUCCAAGCAGUACAGAAAUAGAGGAUCCACCGUCAAUCAACAACGGCACUGUGUCUGAGGGAGAGGAGCGGAUGCAUGAGGACAAGGAGGAUCAUCCAAAUGGCGGUAAUAUCGUGACCGAUCAAGCGACUACUCACCGGAUGGGUACCGGGGCCUGGAGUCACCCACCUCCAAGCAGUACAGAAAUAGAGGAUCCACCGUCAAUCAACAAUGGCACUGUGUCUGAGGGAGAGGAGCGGAUGCACGAGGACAAGGAGGAUCAUCCAAAUGGCGGUAAUAUCGUGACCGAUCAAGCGACUACUCACCGGAUGGGUACCGGGGCCUGGAGUCACCCACCUCCAAGCAGUACAGAAAUAAAGGAUCCACCGUCAAUCAACAACGGCACUGUGACUGAGGGAGAGGAGCGGACGUACGGGGACAAGGAGAAUUAUCCCAAUGACAAAGAAAUAAAGUGUGACCAUCCACCAACAAUCAACAAUGGCAGGGUUACUGAGGGAGAGGAGUGGACGUAUGAGGACAAGGAGAAUUAUCUCGACGAAGGCACCUUGGUCGUACAUGAUGCAGCAAUCCAGGAGCCUGAAGUGAAAACACCAAUGGGAAUUCUGGCUGGAGUCGGCGGAGGUGUCUUCGGUGUGGCCAUUGUCUUCCUCACUGUUGUCUUCAUUAAGCAACGAAAGAAGCAGGGAUCCUAUAGAUUAACGUUGAAUGAUGAAGAAGCAGAUUCAAUGAGAAAACUGACGGUGGAUCCGUGAUGAACUCCCACCCAUGGGAACAUUCCUGUCCUUGGCUCACCAGGUCUGGGUGACAAUGAAGGAAACCAGAGAACAAAUCAGUUAUUAUAUCCUCCAGCAGUUUUCUGCCUAUAAAUGUGAAAAAGUUGUACUUUGUUUACUAAAAAGUAAAUCGUGAAUAAGAAUAUUUUAAGGAAAUUUCAAAUCUUGUUCCAAUGGCAUAUUGUAAUGGACUUAAUGGGCAAAUGGUCUCUCCCUGCAAUCAUUCCAGAAUUCCAGUCUUGAUCACUCGUUCAACUGUCUCUGGAUACUCAAUAUCAAUCUUCACCAUCAGCCUAUGAUCUUUGGCCUGAUCGCUCCUUACCUUUUCUGCACAUUUAUUUAAUUUUUAAACUCAUUAAUUUGUAAGAAUGAAGUUUUAUCCCCUAUCGUGUUUCUUUCGGUGGUUAUUUGUGAAUUCUAAGUUGGUCAUGAUGGCAGAGCAGACGAGGGGCUGUAUAGCCUAAUUUUCUCCUGUGUCUUAUGGAAUUUUCUAAGGGCAAAUUUCUUUACUUAAACAGCUGGAAUGUGAGAGUUGGCUGUACUUGCUGAGGAGGAGUAGAGUGAAGGUUCACUAUAUAUACUAACAGCAGCAUUUAAUGGAAACAUUUCAGUUUUAUUCAAGUUAAGUUUAUAUCCUGAAAAUUUACCAAAAUCUUUUAAUAUUUCCAAAAGUUUAGGAAUUGAUUCCUCAAGAUUCGAAAUAAAAAUCAAAAGAUCAUCUUUUGAUAGGAGAAAUCUUAUGUAUAGUUCCAUUUUGUAGAGAUACCAUGAAUGUUUUUGGCUUCAUGUAAUAUUAUAGCUAAAGGCUCCAAUACAAGAUUAGAUAGUGAAGGGCUUAAUGGACAUCCCUGUCUAGUACCAUGAGAAAGUGAAAAGAAAGAAGACCUGUAAUUAUUAGUAAUGACCGUGGCAAUAGGGUCCUUAUAGAGCAUUUGAAUCCAUCUAUUAGUAUUAUUACCAAAACCAAAUUUUUCUAAUACUUUAAACAAAUAUGGCCACUCAACUCUAUCAAAUGCCUUUUCUGCAUCAAGAGAGAUAACACAUUGAGGUUGCUUAGAUAAUGGUGAAUAUAUAAUGUUCAUCGAUCUCCAAAUAUUAGAGAAAGAGUAACAGCCUUUAAUAAAGCCUAUUUGAUCUACACAGAUGAUUUUAGUUAAAAUGGUUGCCAAGUGAUUAGCCAUUAUUUUAGAAAGAAUUUUUGCAUCCACAUUUAAUAGUGAAAUAGGUCUAUAUGAUGAGCAUUCAAUAUAUUUAAUGAUGUUCCUUUUAGGAUUGUUAUUACAUUUAGAUAUUUAGGUAUUAUAAUUACUAAAAAAUAUAAAGAUCUUUAUAAAGCUAAUAUAGUUCCUUUAAUAGACUCCAUGAAACAACUGUUUUCUGGAUGGAAUCCACUUACUCUUUCUUUAAUACGUUGUAUCCAUGCUGUGAAAAUGAUGAUUUUACCUAAAUUUUUAUAUAUUUUCCAAAAUAUACCUAUCUUUUUAACUAAAAAAAAUUUUCGAUCAAAGUGACUGUCUUAUUUCUUCCCUUAUUUGGAACAGUAAGAGACCAAGAAUUAACAAGUAUCAUUUACAGAAAUCCAAAAAAAGAUGGUGGACUUGCACUUCCUAAUUUAAGACUAUUAUUGGGCUGUGAAUAUUAGACAAUUAUGUUUUUGGUUAUACUGGCUCAAUAAGAACUAAAAACCAUUAUGGGUUGAUUUGGAAUUAAAAGCUGUUAAACAAUUUCAUUUAACUUCUAUAUUAGGAGCUCCAUUACCUUUACAGCUCUCUAAAAUUCCAAAUUUAAAUCCCUAGGGAUUUGGGUUCAGUUUCGCAAUUUUUAAAAUUUUAAACAAUUUAAAUAGUCUAGUUUUUUAUAUCAAAACUUUUCAUUUAAACCUUCAAUAACCAACCCCAUUUUCUCCCAUGUAGAAAUAAAGGAAUCCGUUCUUUUACAGAUAUGUUUUGUGAUGGUCGAUUGAUGACUUUUGAAGAGUUAAUUAACAAAUAUUCUCUCGCUUAUACACAUUUUUUGCAAUAUUUUCAGGUUAGACAUUUUUUUAGAACAAUAUUUACCUAAGUUUCCAUAUUUACAAGAAUCUGGUUUGUUGGAUACCAUUUUGAAGUUGAAUCUUUUAGUGCGAGGUUACAUUAGCAGAAUUUAUAAUUUAUUUUUGUUACAAAACGAGAACCUACCACUAAAGCUUAAACAAGAUUGGGAGAGAGAACUUAAUGUGACCUUUGUUAAUGAAGAUUGGGUUUGAAUUUUGAAAAAUGUUAAUUCUUCUCCUAUAUGUGCCAACCACUGUUUAAUUUAAUUUAAAUAUGUUUGUCGUUAUUAUUUAACAAAAGGAGAGACUAUCUAAAAUACUUCCUAGUAUAGACAGCUACUGUGAUAGAUGUAAAACUGAAGUAGCUACUUUGUCACAUAUGUUCUGGUCAUGUUCUUCAUUAAAAUUGUUUUGGAAAUGUU
Hypanus sabinus (Atlantic stingray) is the source of this 5329-nucleotide messenger RNA. RefSeq names its product sushi, von Willebrand factor type A, EGF and pentraxin domain-containing protein 1-like. Lineage: Eukaryota; Metazoa; Chordata; Chondrichthyes; Myliobatiformes; Dasyatidae. The transcript is spliced from 18 exons. The record is from RefSeq and is a predicted model, not a curated record. Bases 761 to 2854 code for a protein of 697 amino acids.